This is a messenger RNA of Linum tenue, 1515 nucleotides long. The record is from the annotation of a GenBank genome assembly. NCBI's taxonomy places the organism in Eukaryota, Viridiplantae, Streptophyta, Magnoliopsida, Malpighiales, Linaceae.
AUGGCGAGGAUUCGAUCCUCUUCCGCGAAGGCUCCCUGCGUUUACCUGAGGAAACAUCGGAAGUGGCCGCAUUCUCCUUACAAGACCCAAUGGCACCAAACUUUCAAUCAGGUGCUGGCAAUGAAGUCACUGAAAGAAGCGGCGGCGGGGGCAACGUCGCAGCGCCGGCGGGAAGAAGAUCCCAGCAAAACGGGUCUUCUUUCUCCUCUGGUGAACUCCUUUAGCAUCUACAACUGCCACCCAACUCCUCAAGCAUAUCACUUCGUAUUUAAAACGCUGUCAAAAACCUCCCAGCUUCACGAUAUCCCUCCAGUUCUCGACCACCUGGAAACCGUCGAGCAAUUCGAAACUCCAGAGUUCAUCCUCGCCGAUCUAAUCAAAAUUUAUUGCAACGCGCGCGAGAUUGAGAAAGCUGUGGAUCUCUUCUCCAGAAUACCCAAGUUCAGGUGCGCCCCUACUGCAAUCUCGCUCAACACUCUGCUCUCUUUUGUCUGUAGAAGCAAUACUCGGAUGAAAAUGGUUCCUGAAAUUUUGUUGAAGAGUCAAGCUAUGAACAUUCGAAUGGAAGAAUCGAGCUUUCGUAUAUUGAUUUCAGCUCUUUGUAGAAUCAAGAGAGUUGCCCACGCAAUUGAGGUAUUCCACCGCAUGAUCGCUGAUGGGUUCAUUGUGGAGGCAGAGAUUUGCUCUUUUUUGCUCUCAUCCCUUUGCGAGCAAACAGAUGUUUCCAGCGCCGAUGUAAUUGGGUUUUUCGGAGAACUAAGGAAAUUAGGGUUUGUACCUGGAUUGAUCGAUUACGCCAACUUGAUGAGAUUUUUGGUGAAAGGAGGAUACAGUAAUGAUGCGGUAGAUGUUCUGGAUCAGAUGAAAUCAGAUGGAAUCAAGCCGGAUAUAGUCUGCUACAACUUGGUUCUGAAAGGGGCCGUGGACAGCCGAGAUUUUGCAUUAGCAGAUAAGGUGUUCGACGAAUUGCUCCUGUACGGUUUGGUCCCCGACAUUCGGACAUACAACGUUUACAUAGAUGGGUUGUGCAAGCAAGGCAAGAUGGAAGCUGGGAGCAAGAUGGUUGCAUCGAUGCAGGAGUUGGGAUGCAAGCCUGAUGUGGCCACUUUCAAUACUUUGCUGGCUGCACUGAGCAAGACUGGAAACAUGGAAGGCGCAAGGGAGCUUACAAGGGAGAUGGGUAGGAACGGAAUUGGGAAAGAUAUGCAGACAUAUGAGAUGCUGAUCAAGCUGUUCACCAGCCGUGGCGAAGUUCUGGAAGCAUGUGGUUUGGUGGAGGAACUGUUGCAUAAACGGUUAGAUGGGUUUGAUGUUGGUGUGGCUGGGAAUUUGAUUUGUAGGUUGUGCAGAAGUGGAUUGACCGAUAAAGCAGUGGAGUUAAUCGUUCAUAUGGCGGAGAGGAAUGUCUGUCCUGGUUUUGGAGCUUGGGAAGCAGUGCUCUUUAGCUGGGGAUCCAGACUGGAGUUUCCCGAAACUGCAUUCAUGGGUUUGGUGGACAGUGUACAGAUUGAAUGA